Cuscuta campestris is the source of this 1008-nucleotide messenger RNA. NCBI's taxonomy places the organism in Eukaryota, Viridiplantae, Streptophyta, Magnoliopsida, Solanales, Convolvulaceae. The record is from the annotation of a GenBank genome assembly.
ACGAUUAAAGGUUUCACAUUAUCAUUCAUUGCACUUUUCUUCAAAAUACAUUUUGAAUCCCCAUACAUUACAUUUAAAACAUUCCUCGAACCUGCAUUUCUCUCUAAGUCAAAACUAUAUAAGACCGGAUCAAAAUCUCCCUACAAACCCCACACCUCGUCCAUAAUUAAUUACUCCUAAUUAAGCAAAAAAGAAGAAAUCAAAUGGGAGUAGCAAAUAAGCCCCACGCAAUGGUGGCCGUCCUGGCACUGGCACUGGCGCUCUCGGGCACCAGCGCCAGCGGACAGUCGGCCACCGUCGAGAUCUACAACGACUACGGGAAGCACGUGUCGCUGGACUGCCUGAACGGCGGGAUCGGGGAGCUGGACCAGGGCCAGAGCUAUUCAUUUGAAGUCGAUAACGGGAAGAUCAAAGACGGGAACGCGUAUCUGUGCGAGGUCGACGACGGUCCGGCCAAUUACAUCCAAGCCCGGGGAUUCGACGGAGCCAGAGACAAGGAUCAUUUGAAGAAACUCAACUCGUUGAUGGUCGUGAUGAUGCUGGCACUCAUGGCAUUGGCUCUCUCUGGUGCCAAUGCCCGCGCAUCAUCAUCACGGCUGUCGUCAGGAUUAGCCGCCCCGGUCAUUGAGUUUGACAACGAUUACGGGAAUCAGGUGACUCUUGAAUGUGGAUUAUCCUCAAGGAUUAAGGACGUGGAACUCGCCCUGGGACAGAGCUAUUCGAUUAAGGUCAACGUGAAAAACAAACACAUGGAUGAUUAUGAUUGUACGCUUAGCGACGAUUCCAAUUCCGUAUACGUGGAAGGGCAAGCAUAUGAUGCUCUGAGGGACAAAGGUCGUAUGAACAUGUAUUGGAAGGUCGACACGGUUGGGUUGUACCGCAGUUAUGAUAAACUUCACUGGGUUUUGGAAGAGAAAUGGUCCAGCGUUGACUGAUUUCUUCUUUAAUUUGGUUUUUGUUGGCCUAAUUUGUUUGUGCUCCAAUGAUUAAUUAAUAAGUGUUGUACGG